Molecule: messenger RNA, 862 nt
Organism: Rhodamnia argentea
Lineage: Eukaryota; Viridiplantae; Streptophyta; Magnoliopsida; Myrtales; Myrtaceae
Exons: 3
Coding region: 252-632 (126 amino acids)
Source: RefSeq, a predicted model, not a curated record
UCAAAAGUUCACUCCAGUUUCAGAGUCGUCUUCUCCGAGUCGAUCGAGAGGGCACAGCGAAAGCGGUCGUGAAACCCCUUGAACAUCACUCAGUAAAAGUCUUCAAAAGGGCUCAACCUCUCUCUAGGACCUGACACCAGGAGCUUCAUCAAGAACGGUAAAGUCAAAAUGUACUAAUGCAAGUGGCCAUUUAGCAGCUGAUUCGAUAACAGUAGUGGACGACUUCUAGGCGAGAAGCUCGACACGGGCUGAUGGCUGGUAAAGCUGCCCAAUCUGUGGUGAAGACUAUUACAGAGUACCAAUACCCAUGGCGCGAGAAGUUGGUGAAAUACAAGAGCGAACUAUCCAAGGGUGUGUGGGGUUACUGGGAGUUGGGAGCAUGGAAACCACUGGGAAUCAGUGCUCGUCGCCGAGCUAGGCUUCGCAAGGAAGUCCUGCUUGCCGGUGAAGAUUGGCCUUAUGACCCCGAGAGGAAAGAGAUGAGAACCAAGAGGAAAGGGCACAAGUGUGACAGGAUAGCUGCCGAGAGACGGGAAAACACUGCGAGACUGAUGGAGAAAAUGCCGGACAUGUUGCUGGCGUACAGGAAGCGGAGAUGGGAGAGGAAGAUGAAGGAAGAAGACAAGAAGUAGUGACAAAUUCGUCUCGUCUUCUAAACGUCCUGGCUCCUGUGAUGUUAUUUGUAUGGAGAAAUCUUUGGUGAUAACACUCCUGGCUCACUCGGACCCAAUUUUGGCCUUUUUUCUUGCGUUUUCAGUUCCAUGGUACAGAUUGACUGAAUGGUUCAGGCGUAGGCUUCUACUCAUUUUACGAGCGAAAUGUUCAACCGUUUUCUUGGUCAAAAAGAGAUUUUUAACUUGGA